This is a messenger RNA of Enterobius vermicularis (human pinworm), 1839 nucleotides long. NCBI's taxonomy places the organism in Eukaryota, Metazoa, Nematoda, Chromadorea, Rhabditida, Oxyuridae. The record is from the annotation of a GenBank genome assembly.
AUGAAUAGCUGCGAUGAUAAAAAAGCUGAUGCACUCAGCAUCCUCAAAAGGUCGAAGGACAAAAACUGGGAACCUGAUGAAGAAGCAUUGAAGGAAGUCCUAAUGUCUGAAGAAGUGAAAGAUAAAAAGUGCUUAGCCACUAAAAUUUCUUCGUUGAAGGUAAUGUCAGUCAGUAUUGCUGGCCCGUGUCGUUGCGGGAAAAGCUUCUUGUUAAAUCUCCUUCUGAAGGUUGUCCACGCAGUGGAGCAGGGUUUUUGUGGAAACGAAAAUACGAUAGUGCCGAGCAGUAAUUCAGGAUUUAGUUGGAAAGGAGGAUCGAAGAAGGAGACCUCAGGGAUAAAUAUGUGGUCCAAACCUUUUUUGUUGAAGAAUGUAGAAGGCGAAGAAAUUGCUGUUUUAUUGAUGGAUACUGAAGGCUUUUUUGAUGCAAAGUCUACCUGGGAAGACUGUGCAAGAAUUUUCGCGCUAUCAAAUUUAAUAUCUUCUGUACAGGUCUACAAUCUCAGAGGAGCAAUUCAACAAGACUUUCUCAAGCACAUAGAAAUAUUCGGUCAAUACGGCUUACAUGCAAUAAAAGAGAAAAGGGCUAAACCAUUCCAGAAUCUAUUGUAUUUGGUACGAGACUGGACUUUUGAAUUUGAGCACAGUUAUGGGUUUGACGGGGGCGAAUCAUAUCUAAAGGAAUUUACCGAGGUAACGAGCGUUUCUAGUAUUUUAAAAACGAGUUUUAAUGCAAAAUCGAGCAGUAUGAAAAACUCUUCGCCAGAAGUUCAAGAAAUCUGUAGAAAUAUAGAGCAUUGCUUUGAAUCGUCUUCCUGCUUUUUAAUGCCGUACCCAGGUCCUGAAAUUGCUGGAGCUAAAGAACCAUCUAUAUCUUUAGUGAGUAUGGCUAUAUGUAUUCAGAAAUCCACAAGUUUAUUCAACUGUAAUACCGUUCCACCGCCAAAGGCAUUGUUUGAGGUAAUUGGAGAAGUCUUAUUCGAGAAGGUUUUUCAAGACUGCAAGGAAAUAUACACAGCAGAGAUGGUUAAGUUUUUAAAACAGCGAGAAGAGGGAAAAGAAAAUGCAAAUUUAGAGGAUCUCUACGUCUUGCACACGAAGACGACGGGUAAGAAAAAACCUGUUGUUGAAUUAAAAGAAAUAAGUGACUGUGCAAAAGUUCGCGUUCUGACUGAAUUUGAGACCUGUGUUGGAGACACAAAAUGCGAAGCUUCGGAAACAUAUCGUCAGCAGCUCGUAAACUUCAUUAAGAGUGAACAUAGAAAGGCAAAGUCAGUCAUAUAUAAUAAUGUUGAGAAAGUUCAGAAACUUGAAAUCCUGCUUAGCAAGGGCAAGGAGUAUUACAGCCGGCAAAUGGAGCAACAUUCAGAACAAAGUAAUAUAGAAACGUCAAGCUUGAGGGAACAAACUGAGCCGUCAAAAGGAAGUAUAAGCGAUGAUGAAUUAAAGAAUGUUCACGAAAAGAAAAAGUGUGAAGCUGUUGAAGAGUUCAAAGAAGAUAUUGAAGCAACUGCUUGUGGAUUACCUGCACAUUGGAUUAAAGAUCUGGAGCAAAUCAUUGAGGAGAAAUAUCAAAAGACAGUGGAAGUUAUACAAGAAAAUGCUCGCAAUCUUGAGGAAGUUGAAAAUACAUUAAUUAAGUGCAAAAAUUUAUAUGUUUUUGAAAUAAAACAGCGUGCGAAAGAAGGUUUGAGUGAGGCUGAACUAGAAAACUUGCAUAAAGAAAAGAAGUCGAAAGCCAUAGAAGAAUUUCAAAGAAAAGUGAUUAUGAUUGUCGAGGGGUCACCAAAGGAGUGGAUUAAAGAUUUGGAUGAAUUAAUUGAGCUUUUACUUGAGUAA